UAAAGGGGCUGCGGCGAGGCCGGCAGAACGCUGUGACAGCCACACACCCCAAGGCCUCCAAGAUGAGCUACACGCUGGACUCGCUGGGCAACCCGUCCGCCUACCGGCGGGUCACCGAGACCCGCUCCAGCUUCAGCCGCGUGAGCGGUUCCCCGUCCAGCGGCUUCCGCUCGCAGUCCUGGUCCCGCGGCUCGCCCAGCACCGUGUCCUCCUCCUACAAGCGCAGCGCGCUCGCCCCGCGCCUCGCUUACAGCUCGGCUAUGCUGAGCUCGGCCGAGAGCAGCCUCGACUUCAGCCAGUCCUCAUCGCUGCUCAACGGCGGCUCCGGCGCCGACUACAAGCUGUCCCGCUCCAACGAGAAAGAGCAGCUGCAGGGGCUGAACGACCGCUUCGCCGGCUACAUCGAGAAAGUGCACUACUUGGAACAACAGAACAAGGAGAUUGAGGCAGAGAUCCAGGCGCUGCGGCAGAAGCAGGCCUCGCACGCCCAGCUGGGUGAUGCUUACGACCAGGAGAUCCGAGAGCUGCGCGCCACCCUCGAGAUGGUGAACCACGAGAAGGCUCAAGUGCAGCUGGACUCCGAUCACUUGGAGGAAGACAUCCACCGGCUCAAGGAGCGCUUUGAGGAGGAGGCGCGGCUGCGGGACGACACCGAGGCUGCCAUCCGCGCGCUGCGCAAAGACAUCGAGGAGUCGACGAUGGUUAAGGUGGAGCUGGACAAGAAGGUGCAGUCGCUGCAGGACGAGGUGGCCUUCCUGCGGAGCAAUCACGAAGAGGAGGUGGCCGACCUGCUGGCUCAGAUCCAGGCGUCGCACAUCACGGUAGAGCGCAAAGACUACCUGAAGACAGACAUCUCCACAGCGCUGAAGGAGAUCCGCUCCCAGCUCGAGUGUCACUCAGACCAGAACAUGCACCAGGCCGAAGAGUGGUUCAAAUGCCGCUACGCCAAGCUCACUGAGGCGGCCGAGCAGAACAAGGAGGCCAUCCGCUCCGCCAAGGAAGAGAUCGCCGAGUACCGGCGCCAGCUGCAGUCCAAGAGCAUCGAGCUCGAGUCGGUGCGAGGCACUAAGGAAUCCCUGGAGCGGCAGCUCAGCGACAUCGAGGAGCGCCACAACCACGAUCUCAGCAGCUACCAGGACACCAUCCAGCAGUUGGAAAAUGAGCUUCGGGGAACAAAGUGGGAAAUGGCUCGUCAUUUGCGAGAAUACCAGGAUCUCCUUAACGUCAAGAUGGCCCUGGACAUCGAGAUAGCCGCAUACAGGAAACUCCUGGAGGGUGAAGAGACCAGAUUUAGCACAUUUUCAGGAAGCAUCACCGGGCCUCUGUACACACACCGACAGCCCUCAGUCACAAUAUCCAGUAAGAUUCAGAAGACCAAAGUCGAAGCCCCCAAGCUCAAGGUCCAACACAAAUUUGUGGAGGAGAUCAUUGAAGAAACUAAAGUGGAAGAUGAGAAGUCAGAGAUGGAAGACACCCUCACAGCCAUCGCAGAGGAGUUGGCAGCCUCUGCCAAAGAGGAGAAAGAAGAGGCAGAAGAAAAGGAAGAGGAACCAGAAGCUGAAAAGUCUCCCGUGAAGUCUCCUGAGGCUAAGGAAGAAGAGGAAGGGGAAAAGGAAGAAGAGGAAGGCCAGGAGGAAGAGGAGGAGGAAGAUGAAGGUGUCAAGUCAGACCAGGCAGAAGAGGGGGGAUCUGAGAAGGAAGGGUCUAGCGAAAAAGAUGAAGGUGAGCAGGAAGAAGAAGGGGAAACUGAGGCAGAAGGUGAGGGAGAGGAAGUGGAAGCUAAGGAGGAAAAGAAAACUGAGGGAAAGGUUGAGGAAGUGGCUGUCAAGGAGGAAAUCAAAGUCGAGAAGCCGGAGAAAGCCAAGUCCCCUGUGCCAAAAUCACCCGUGGAAGAAGGAAAGCCAAAGCCAGAAGCCAAGGCCGGGAAGGUUGAGAAGAAAGAGGAAGAGAAAGUUGAGGAGGAGAAGAAGGAAGUCACCAAGGAAUCACCCAAAGAAUCACCCAAGGAAUCACCCAAGGAAUCACCCAAAGAAUCACCCAAGGAAUCACCCAAGGAAUCACCCAAAGAAUCACCCAAGGAAUCACCCAAGGAAUCACCCAAGGAAGAGAAGGUGGAGAAAAAGGAGGAGAAGCCAAAAGAUGUUCCAGAUAAGAAGAAGGCCGAGUCCCCAGUGAAAGAGAAGGCUGUGGAGGAGGUGAUCACCAUUACCAAGUCAGUAAAGGUGAGCCUGGAGAAAGACACCAAAGAGGAGAAGCCUCAGCAGCAGGAGAAGGUGAAGGAGAAGGCAGAGGAGGAGGGGGGCAGUGAGGAGGAAGGGGGUGACCAAAGCCCACAGGAAUCCAAGAAGGAAGACAUAGCUAUCAAUGGGGAGGUGGAAGGAAAAGAAGAGGAGGAGCAGGAAACUCAGGAGAAGGGCAGUGGGCGGGAGGAGGAGAAAGGGGUGGUCACUAAUGGCUUAGACGUGAGCCCUGCGGAGGAAAAGAAAGGAGAGGAUAGAAGCGAUGACAAAGUGGUGGUGACCACGAAGGUAGAAAAAAUCACUAGCGAGGGGGGCGAUGGUGCUACCAAAUACAUCACCAAAUCUGUAACCGUCACUCAAAAGGUUGAAGAGCAUGAGGAGACCUUUGAGGAGAAGCUGGUGUCAACUAAAAAGGUAGAAAAGGUCACUUCACAUGCCAUAGUCAAGGAAGUCACCCAGGGUGACUAAGAUCGGAGUCCAUUGCAAAAGGUUAAGCCAUACGACAAUUUCAAAAUGCAUGUGAUUGACAGCUUCAAAACAGAAUGGGUUCUCCCAUGGGGGCUCCAGACAUUGUAUUUUCCUUUGUGCAAUAUGAGGGAACUGCAUGCAAGCUCAGGGUGCCCCCCUCCUCAGUCCUUAGGGGAAUUCAAAUGCAUGAUCGUGUAUGUACCUAGGGAAUUCGCCAGUUUCCUAAGCUGUUGGAAGAGGGGCACUGGGGGGAUGUCUUGAGAUGUAUUAUGCAAAGUACCAACUGAGCCAAAAAUAAUAAGUGAAACAGAACUCUCUUAGCCUUAAGAAAGCUAUAUAUGAAUACUUAUGUUUACCUCACUGGUGCAUUUAAAAUGGACUUCUGUUCAUGGGAGAACCUUGCUGACCUGCACAGUUCGCAACCUUAUGUUGAUCGAUGUAAAACGUCACAGCAGUCCUUGCUCAAUAAAGGUCAUACUGGAAACAUAA
Molecule: messenger RNA, 3197 nt
Organism: Arvicanthis niloticus (Nile rat)
Lineage: Eukaryota; Metazoa; Chordata; Mammalia; Rodentia; Muridae
Gene: Nefm
Product: neurofilament medium chain
Biological process (GO): neurofilament bundle assembly
Cellular component (GO): postsynaptic intermediate filament cytoskeleton; intermediate filament; axon
Molecular function (GO): structural constituent of cytoskeleton
Source: RefSeq, a predicted model, not a curated record